ACAUAUGGUUAAAAUCUUUAUUAAAACUAUAGCUUAAAAGGUGAAUUUAUAGGUAGGUUAGAAAAACAUUUCAUGUGUGUACUAAAAAAAGAGAGAUCCAAGAUAACAUUUAAAACUGAGUUGAUCAGGGUUAAAACACAUUUGAUAAAAACCUUAAAAGAACCCAAAAGCCUACCCUCAUCAAUGUAAAUACUGAGGGGAGCGCUACAUAAAAUGGAGGCACCGCUGGGAUAGUCUUGGAUUUUUUAGUGAAGAAAAAAUAAAUAGAGUUAAAAGGUAAAGUGACUAACUAAAGUUACUAAGCUAAUUUACAAACAGUAUUAACAUGGAAAAAACUGAACUAGUGUCAGAGUUAAAACGCUGGUGCCGUGGUGAGGGUUUGGAUGAGUCUCAUGCACUUAUGACCGUCGUCCCAGAAGAUGUAGAGAUCAGUGAAGUGGAAGAAACACUGGGAACUAUCAAGUCUUUAGGACGGGUGCGCGUCCGUGGGAGAAACUUCAGUGCAAGACUAAACCAACGGAUGGUUUUGUGUGAGAGUAAAGAGACUGUGCAAGAGGAGAGUGUUCCUACUGAAGUUGUGCCUAUUGAUGGUGGAGAGGCGUGGCCUGUUAUCAUCAUAGGAGGGGCGCCGGCAGCUGCUGAAGAGUUUAAUAGUAAACUAAAAGGAUUGCUGCAGGCUGAAGGUAAAACCAUGGAGGACCUCAAAUCAUUGUUCCCCAGUACACCCCCGCCCACUAGCUCCACUGAAUCCAUCCUUCGCGCUGUCGGAGAUUUGUUGGAAAAGACAACAAAACCAGCUGAUGGUGGAAGUUAUGGUCGACUACGCAUGUUCUCGGGAGCCCUACCAACUCCGCCAGGUGAAGAACCAUUUGAUCACUGGCUAGAGCAAGCAUGGCUUAUGGUGGAGGAGACUGAAUGCUCUGAUAGAGAAAAAAGACGCAGACUUAUUGGAAGUUUAAAGGGGCCCGCACUAGAAAUUGUGAAAGCAGUGCGGCACGCCAAUCCUGACGCCAGCCCAAAGGAGUGCUUGGAAGCCCUUGAAAGUGCUUUUGGAAGUGCUGAGUCCGGUGAUGAUCUCUACUUUGCUUUCCGAUUGAUGCAACAGCAAAAAGGAGAGAAACUAUCAGAUUUCCUUCGACGUCUAGAGAGGUCUCUAGCUAAGGUGAUUCAAAGAGGUGGUCUCCCUGCUAGCUGCAAGGAUCGAGCCCGACUGGAGCAACUGCUGAGGGGUGCUAUCGCCUCAGACCUGAUGCUGAUCCAGCUGCGCUUGAGAGAAAGGAAGGCUGCACCCCCAAACUUUCUACAGCUGUUGACUGAGAUUCGAGCUGAGGAAGAAUACGAAACUUCUAGAAAGAAGCUCAGUGCCUCAGUACAUCAAGUGCAUGCUAAUACAGAAGUGGAUACAAGGCAAGCUGAGAUCCAGAACUUAAAGGCUGAAAUAAAAGAGCUAAAGUCAAUGGUGGCAUCAGUAGUGACCAAAUCCACUCAAGUCAAAGAUGAGUACAUGAAGGUUAAAACAAUUAGUGCGCCGCCUGUCUCUGAGAACCGACAAGAUGCCGAGCUGGCUGCCUUGAAAAAACAACUGAAACGACUAAAACAGAAAACAACCAUCAAGAUGCCGGAGCAAGAUGCUGCAGUUGCUGUUUCAACCAUGGAAGCUUCUAAACAGGUCCCCAACUCCCCCAAGGGAGCACUGAAAAAGUCAGAAGAAAAUUUCUGCUAUAGGUGUGGUGAGAGUGGACAUUUUGCCACUAAGUGCCGCAACCCUGAGAAUCAAGCCAAGGUUAUCAGAAAGCUAAUUCAUGCUUUGAAGGUGACAAAAGACAGACAGCAGUCUGGGGAUUCCACCACCAAUGAAGUUAACUGUGGGGUCAAGAAAAGUGCUGUUACCUCAUCAGAGCCGGCUGACAUCCCGGAAGGCUUGAUUGGUCCACCCAGCAUAGUACCUGUGAAAGUAAAUGGACAUUGCUCUGAUGCCUUGUUUGAUAGUGGCUCUCAGGUCACCAUUAUCUUUGAGUCUUGGUAUCAAACUUACCUGUCUGAUGUCCCAAUACGCCCCGUGUCUGGUUUAGCCCUGUGGGGACUAAGUGAAUCGGAGAGCAGUUAUCCAUACCGUGGGUACGUAGUGGUCGACAUUGAAUAUCCAGCAAAGGUUGCAGGUGCCGACCAGACAGUGACAGUUCUUGCUCUUAUCUGCCCCCAGCCCCGAACUGCAGACCAGACUCCUAUCAUUGUGGGGACCAAUGCCAGUCACAUCCGACGUCUUGUACAGCAGUGUAAGGACAAUGGCAUUGACAUCACCCAGACACUGGGGAUACAAGCAUGUUACAAAGACAACAAGCUAACAGCGCCUGGCACGGCCACAGCCCUGGAGGACGAGGGUGAUAUUGGCUGUGUGUUAUGGCAAGGCCCUGGCCCACUGACUCUGCCCCCUGGUGGUGACUGUACGGCAGUCUGCAAAGUCGAGUACAAGCUCCAAGUUGACAAAGAAAUCCUGAUGGUUGAUUCGUCUCCUGUAGCUCCACUCCCAGCGGGUGUGCUACUUCAGCCCAUGGUGGUGCCCAGCGAAGAAGUGAACGUCAACCAUUUCAGAAUCUUGGUCCAAAAUGAGUCUUUGACAGAGACAGUCAUACCAGUGGGAUCAGUUAUCGGACAUAUGUAUCUGACAGAUGCAGUCACUCCUCUAUCUCCGCCCAAGACAGCUGACACCGAGUUCGAUGCAAAUCUGAUCAACUUUGGAGACUCACCUGUCUCAGAGGAGUGGAAAGAAAGACUCUGUCAAAAGCUAUCCACCAGGUCCCAGGUAUUCUCUUUCCAAGAAUGGGAUGUUGGAUUGGCAAAGGGAGUAGAGCACACAAUCCGGAUGUCAGAUCCACGGCCGUUCAGGGAGCGCUCUCGUCGCCUGGCUCCAGCUGACCUGGAAGACGUGAGAAAGCACCUCCAAGAACUGUUACGUGCAGGGAUCAUCAAGGAGUCUCGCAGUCCCUAUGCAUCCCCAAUCGUGAUUGUUCGCAAAAGAAUGGAGCUGUGA
Molecule: messenger RNA, 3031 nt
Organism: Perca fluviatilis (European perch)
Lineage: Eukaryota; Metazoa; Chordata; Actinopteri; Perciformes; Percidae
Exons: 1
Coding region: 326-3031 (901 amino acids)
Biological process (GO): proteolysis
Molecular function (GO): zinc ion binding; aspartic-type endopeptidase activity; nucleic acid binding
Source: RefSeq, a predicted model, not a curated record